ACUGUGAAUCGCACCUCGACCGCCGGCGGUUCUGUGCUGUUAUCGCGCUUGCCGCUACCAUUCUCCCCCUCCUACUCCGACCAGCUCCUCUUCCAGCCACAACUUCCUAGUGCCGAGCCCGGGAUGUGACUUGGUCAUGGACGACUUUGGAAAGAACCUCAACAUCCAUUAUGUCAACCCAAACAAGCAACUAUACGCUGGCAUCUGGUCGUUGUAUACUGGCGCCACUGCAUUCCUCAUUGCACGCCUAUGGGUCAAGAUCUCACGUCGCCAUGGGCUGUGGUGGGAUGAUUACAUACUCCUCUUUGCAUGGGGAGUACUCACUGCCAACGAUAUCAUCAUCACGAUUGAGUACGCUACCGGCUACGUUUCCCCUUCGUGGGACGACCGCAUGCACAUCUUGAUCCUCAUCUCCUCGUGCGGGACCCUCAUGGGACAAAGCUUGACGAAAGUUGCUUUCGCAGUGACAUUACUCAAGCUGACAAAAGGCUUCUCAUGCUGGAAAGUCUGUCACUGGAUAUUAUGGUUCUGCAUCGCGACAAUGUGCAGCUACAACUUUGCCAAGAUCAUAGUCGAAUGGGGGAAAGUCUGCGAUAACCGCGGCUAUGAUGUCUGGUACCGUAUGGACUUCUGCGUCUAUUCAGAACCACGCGCCAGAUUCAAGGAAGGCGGCAACUACGUUAACGUCGUAAUGGAUUUCGUAUUCGCCGCCUUCCCCUGGAUUAUAACCUGGAACCUAGACAUGCGGCGCAAAGAAAAAAUCGGGCUCUGUCUCACCAUGUCUUUAGGUCUUGUCGUGGCUAUCGCAUCUGCAAUCCGUACUGAAUGGAAAUACGAUGGAAACAGGAAAGACGAAUGGUAUUUCUGGAAUAACGCCAUGUCCAAUAUUUGGUAUUCGUCCGAGGUCACGGGUACGAUAAUAGUACAGUGUGUUCCUGUGCUGAGGCCGCUCUUAAAGCAUAUUAGUACUACUAUGAGGAGCAAGAGACUAGGGAGUUCGACAGAUGAUGGAGGCACUUUUGGAUUGAGUAAACUGGAUGGCCACGUGGGGAGGUGGUAUCCUCCUUCCCGGUUGAAGGAUGAGGGAGGAUUGAUUCCUGGACCGGUUGGGGAUGAGGAGACGCUGAUAUUGAGUGUGAGAAAUGGAAUUGUGGCGAGGAAGGACAUGAAUGGGGACAGAGUACAUAGUG
Sphaerulina musiva SO2202 is the source of this 1190-nucleotide messenger RNA. RefSeq lists its product as uncharacterized. NCBI's taxonomy places the organism in Eukaryota, Fungi, Ascomycota, Dothideomycetes, Mycosphaerellales, Mycosphaerellaceae. The transcript is spliced from 4 exons. The record is from RefSeq and is a predicted model, not a curated record. The annotation marks the transcript as partial.